Messenger RNA from Monosiga brevicollis MX1, 1233 nucleotides. RefSeq lists its product as uncharacterized. Gene Ontology annotation, cellular component: membrane. Lineage: Eukaryota; Choanoflagellata; Craspedida; Salpingoecidae. Gene Ontology annotation, molecular function: galactosylceramide sulfotransferase activity. Bases 1 to 1233 code for a protein of 410 amino acids. Gene Ontology annotation, biological process: glycolipid biosynthetic process. The record is from RefSeq and is a predicted model, not a curated record. The transcript has 4 exons.
AUGUUUCUCUCGGCUCAGCGAGCAAAGUUCCUUGUGCUAGGCGUCUUCAUCCUGUGCAGUGGGUAUUUUUUUGGCUGCAUACACAAGGCAUCGCCGGUGUACCACACCAGGGACACAGGGCUUCUUCUCCAUGGAGCACCUGCACUACACAGCGCACAGCCUACCGAGCGCGUAUCGCAAGCCCGCCAGAACCGUGCUGACCGGUCUGCCGAGUGCGGGCAGCAAUGCUGCCUGCCUAAAUCCCAUGACCUGGAGCACGCAGCCCUUGCUGCUGAUGCAUUGCGCUUUCGUCAACGACGGUCCAAGCGUAUCUCCUAUAUCAAGACGCAUAAGACGGCGAGCAGCACGCUUGGUAGCAUCUUGUUUCGGCUAGCGGGGCGCUACAACCUCACGGUUUACAAGAGUCCCACCCACGGGCUGCGUCUCUCCUACUUUAACAAUCGCACCAUUCCCGCGGACAUUGCUCUGCAUCAUUGGGCUGGCGUCAUUGGCCAUUUGGGAAACUUUGAGCGCUGGCGAGAAGCGCAUGCUUGGUACCAACGUGUCAAUCCCGACGCCGAUUUUGUGACCAUCCUCCGUGAACCCCUGUCCCAUUAUGUCUCAUACUUUUAUUUCUACAAUGAGCCGAAUGGAGGGCCUCAAAACACCCUUGAAGCUGCAGUGGCUGCAGGUCGCAACCGCGACAUUUUGGCCCGGGAUUUUGCCGUCAUCACUCCAGCCGAUGCCCAAGAAUUCGAGGCGCGCUAUUGGCCUGACUUCCGAACCGUCCUUCUCUCGGACCGCAUGACUGAGAGCCUUGUGGUCCUGGCAGCCGAAUGGGGCUGGAGUUUGUGGGAUGUUGCCUACGUCAAGCUGCUGGAUAGCCAUUCUUCGGCAGGCUCCAAGCGCUGGGAUGGCAAACCCAUCAAGCCCACGCCUCGGCUCAAAGACUUGUCACCAGAUCUGGUGCAGCAAAUUAGCACGCUCACAGAGUUGGACCAACGUCUAUAUCAGCUGGCUGUUGAACAGCUGGAGCGCAAGCUCCACGUCUUGGGUACCGAGGUUGCGACCUUGGCCGCUGACCGCCUGAAUGCGGUGAAUCGCGCCUUGUCGCAAUUCUGCUCGUGCACUGACUUGGGUCCUCCAGAGCGGGCCUACUGCAAGUGGCUGGCUUUGACUGACAUGCAGUACGAGGGCCGAAUCAGCGCCAGUGGUCGGGUCGAGCCCAAGUCUCUCCCCUUCCUGCCGCAGUAA